AUUUAAUUUAGAGUGCGUACGAAGUGGCAAUAAAUAGUUGUUGGGUAGCUACUAACGGCCACCCGUUUGGUUUUGAGAUAACGAAAGCAAACGUCCGUCCGUGCAUCCCCCCACCUACAACUCUCCCCUCACUCCCCCGCAUUUACUCCCUUCCGCCGUUCUCAUAAACCGUUAAUUUUAACGGCACCGAAAAUUACUUCUCCUUUAUUAAUCUCCACCCUCUGUAGGUUUUGCCGCCGUGGCCGGAGAUAGAGAUGGGUUCCCGGCGAAGGAAGCUGCAGCUGACAAGGCCCGACCCGAUUCCGGCCGGCGAAAAGCAGUGCACUAAAUUCUGCGACCCGAGCAGGAACUACGACGGCCUCUGCCCAUUACUCUGUCUUCCUCUCUGUUUCUCCACUUGCAAGCAGACCUUACUCUUGCCUCGACGUCCGCCCCUCCUCCCGCUUCCACCGCCGCCGGACUUCGCCGCCUCCUCCGCCGUGCAUACCGCAAGCCACUUUCGGGGCCCCGUCUUUCUCUCCAUUCUCGCCGCCGUUGCCGCAAUUACUUUCUUCCUGGUGUACUACGCAAUUGUGAAGAGUAGCGCUGGUGGCGGCGGUUCAAGAACACCGCCAGCGGAGGAGGAGGAAGAAGAAGACGGCGGCGUAGAAAGGUUGGGCGAUACGGUGGUGGAGCAUCCGAUAUGGUAUAUCAGAACCGCCGGUCUUGGGUCAUCUAUAAUCAACCGGAUCACUGUUUGCAGGUACGAGAGAAGAGAAGGGCUGAAAGAGUGUUGCAGUGUGUGUUUGAGUGAAUUUGAAGGAGAAAUGGUGAGGAUUUUGCCCAAGUGCCACCACACCUUUCACGUGAAUUUCAAGGAGGAUGAGAUCUCUUUCGUGCAAUGGCGCGAUAUUCUCUUCUCGGUACAAUAGAUAUUGGAAGGCUUAGCUUAACAACUAGCUAGUACUUGUACUUUGUAGCCACGUAGCCAUUGGAUCUAGUUAGCUUAAUUGGCUUCUUCCUCAGUUAGCUCAAUGAUGAUGUUUAAUGGAGCAAGAACAUUGAAUCGAGAAAUGUUUGGAGGAUAGAUAUAAAGAUGUAACAAGUAU
Molecule: messenger RNA, 1088 nt
Organism: Cuscuta campestris
Lineage: Eukaryota; Viridiplantae; Streptophyta; Magnoliopsida; Solanales; Convolvulaceae
Source: the annotation of a GenBank genome assembly